This is a messenger RNA of Oryza sativa Japonica Group (Japanese rice), 2801 nucleotides long. The record is from RefSeq and is a predicted model, not a curated record. NCBI's taxonomy places the organism in Eukaryota, Viridiplantae, Streptophyta, Magnoliopsida, Poales, Poaceae.
AUAACCCCCACACCCUCGCCCUCCUCCACCCGCGUCGUCUCCUCCCUCCCCAAGUCUCCUCCUCCUCCUCCGACUCCGAUCCACCCCCGGGAUCCCGCCCAUGGAGUGCAACCCCGUCUCCUCCACCACCUCCUCCUCCCUGCUCUGGGACUGGGACGCCACCGCCUCCGCCGAGCCGCCGCCGCCGCCCGGGAAGCGCGGCGGGAGGGAUUCGUCGUCGGCGUCGGCGUCGGCGAAGCGUGGGAGGUCGGCGGCAGCAGCGGGGGAUGCGGCGGCGGUGGCGGCGGAGGCGCCGCGGUGCCAGGUGGAGGGCUGCGGGCUGGAGCUGGGAGGCUACAAGGAGUACUACCGCAAGCACCGCGUCUGCGAGCCCCACACCAAGUGCCUCCGCGUCGUCGUCGCCGGCCAGGACCGCCGCUUCUGCCAGCAGUGCAGCAGGUUCCACGCGCCUUCGGAGUUUGAUCAGGAGAAACGGAGCUGCCGGAGACGACUUUCUGAUCAUAAUGCCCGUCGACGGAAACCACAGACAGAUGUGUUUGCUUUUGGCUCUGGAACACUACCGCGAUCACUGUUUGAUGAUAGGCAGCAAAUAAGUUUCGCAUGGGAUAAUAACGCUCCACUUAACCAUGCAAACACCACUUCAAGUUCCUCGUGGACAUCUGACUUACAGCUCUCCCAAGUGAUGGACAUAAGCAAAAGGUCACGAAAAGCUGGGGCAGACAGUGCAAAUAUCCGUUUGUCAAAUGCUUUGCCAACUCUUUGUCAUGACACAAAUGAGCUCUUGCCAAUAAAAGGUGCAGAUGCAUCUGAAACUGCUUCAAAACUAGAUGGAGCACUAGAUGUUCAGCGUGCUCUCUCUCUUCUGUCAGCUAGUUCAAGGGGUUUGACUGACCCCGGACACCAAACAUCUUCUAUCAUCCAAUUUACGAAUUCGAACCAAAACAGCACAUUGCCCAGUGUACCAAGCGAAGGAAACUCUAAUGUACCCUUUUGGGUUGAUGGACAACAUCAAGCAGUAGAGCCUCAGGUGUUUCAGUUCACAAUGGACACCGGUAACACUGUGUUUCCGGAUCUAGAGCGGAUCAAACCUUCCUACGAGUCUUCAAUGUUUGGUCUGAACCAGAUACAUUGAAGCCUGCAAUGAUCACCAGCACGGUCGCUGCUAGUAUGGAUGAAUAAGCACACGUCCUGGACUAUCCAAGAUCGUCCAAGACUUGCCCCAAUCUGCCGAGUGUCAAUGCUAUAUCCGUGUGUUUAUUUACCUUCCCAUAAUUCAGAUAAACCUUGUGAACGCCAACAUCUAAGUAUCAAGCGUUCACAAAGUGUGCUAGUUUCAACCUUAUUUCUGUCAAAAUGUAAUUGCUGUUGUGCAAUUCUUUGUUCUUCGUGUUGUACAAAUUAUUCAUUGUUCUUGGCGUUGUACAAUCUACUGCCUAACCAUUUGUCAGAAUAUUAGCUCUUUCGGGAAACAAGACAUGAUUUUUCCCUGUGCAUACUGUUUUUCAGUGUCUAAUAGUAUAAUUUGAAAUCUUAACAUGUUUAAAGUAAUUUUAUCCCUCUUUAAAAAAGGGAGAGAGAUUUUACCCCGAUAUGCCGUUGCGCUUGACUUCUGGUCGCCUGGACAGCAUAUGGUUUCUUUCUGACUGGUGCGGUGUACUAUGUGCAUCUUACCAGCUUUUUACACGGUGGUUAACGUUAUAUUUUUUUUAUCAUUAAUUUCUGUCAUAAUGCAUUAUCAAUUACUACAAAAUUAACAUCAUAUAUAAAUAUUUUAAAAUACGAAUAAUGAUACUACACACAUGCCACCAAAAACAUUUUUAAUUCAUAUUAGUUAAAAAAAAUAUUAAUGUAGAUUUUAUGGAAAAUAAAGGUUUCUUAUUUUUAGCACAAAAUCUUGUCCCAAAUGAAUCAAAAUAAAGCUAUUUCUUCACCCAUCAUCUUCUCUCAACCAAUCAUAAUAAUUCUUCAUCUACAUUCUUUUUGUGAAUCAAUCAUAAUAUUCCUCCAAUAUUUUCACCUACUUUUUUAAUAUCUGUUCCUACAAAAAAAAAUGCCAACAUUUUGGAACAGAGAAAGUAUUUUAGAACGGAGUACUCCAAUAAGUGGAAGUUCAACAGACUAUAGGUGUUUAGAAUUUGGUGACACAAAACCACUUGGAAAAUCUGCAUAAUUUACCUGGAUAAUCAAAAACCGGAGUGGAACCGGCAGAUACAUUUUAGAUUUGACUUCGACAUAGAUGAUAGGCAUAGAUAAGUAUCAUGGAUCCAUAUGGAAAACAACACAAGGAGAAUAAUAUGAAAUGGAUUUGGAGGCGCAAAGAAUGGCAGCAUAUACAACCGACUCAAAUCAACAAGACCAGGAGAUGAUGACCACAAGUAGGUCGACGCUUCAGACAAAGAACACACAACAGCUGCUGAUCAACCAGCAAAUACAGCUGCUAUUAUUUCACAAGAUAGCUCAUUUCGGAGAAUUACAUAACACGGCUCUUUGCUAAGAUAUACAAUCAUACAAGGUACCAUCCAUAUUUGAUAAAGUAGAAAUCAGCAAUUUUAAACCUUGAAGGCCAGGGAUGAGACUUCCAUAUCGGCACGCAAACGCGACCGAUAUCAUGGUGUCCUCUCUCUUUUCUUUUUUCUUUUCUGUACUCUAUCCUGCAUUAGUUUCAGUCUGUGGUCAUUGGCCCCGCAAUACAACAGCGGAAACGUGCCCUGCGGACAUUUCUCAUAACCUCUAUCUCGGCAUUCUCAAGCAUGACAACGAUCUCGGCAAAUGAUGGGCGAACUUCAGGGUUUGCGUCCCAA